Messenger RNA from Peronospora matthiolae, 117 nucleotides. The record is from the annotation of a GenBank genome assembly. NCBI's taxonomy places the organism in Eukaryota, Oomycota, Peronosporomycetes, Peronosporales, Peronosporaceae.
AUGAUCGUUUUUAUUGUUAAUACUGUUACUGCUGCUACUGCAGAGCGAGGUGCUGCUGCUGCUGACUCUACUGCUGUUACUGCUGCUGCUGCAGGAACGCUGAAGAUGCUGUUGUAG